CUACUACAAGAUACACAUAUGCUUGUUAAUACACACACACAAGUUACAUAUAAGAUACAUAAAUACAAGCAGGAGUCCACCAGUUUUAAACCUUAUUUCCACCCACCGCCUCCCCUCCUCCUCCUCCUCCUCCUCCUCCUCGCACUGGAGUCUUGUUAGUUAGCCUUUCUUUUCCUAGCUUGCUUCUAAUAUCUCGUUACAUGCGUAUCUAUUAUCCACCCCUUUCUCGUUUACUUUUUCAAAUCUGGGGUUAAUCUUUUCUCUUACUUAUUAUCAUCAUAUAUCUAUCUUCCCUUGCCCAUGUUGUAGUUGUAUAUUCUUAUCCCACCUUCUCACUCCAAAGCCAAUCCCAUUCUCUCUCUCUCUCUCUCUCUCUAUUGGCCCUUUUUUCUUUCUUUAACGUUCCUCUGCUUUCUAUCUCGCAUCUCUCCCUUUUCUCUGCUGCAAGCAGGGGAGAAGAGAGAUGGCAGACUGCAACAACAGCGAAAACUUCUAUGGCUCUCAAGACAUUGAGGCAGCAUCCACGACCAAGAAGUAUGGGGGGCUGGCUCCCAAAAAGAAACCCUUGAUUUCAAAGGACCAUGAACGCGCCUUCUUUGAUUCAGCAGACUGGGCAUUAUGCAAGCAAGGAGCUGGAGUGAAUCAAAAGUCAAAAGUGGCGAUAGAAACUUUGCGCCCGAAACUACAGGUAAUAAUAUCUUACCCCCCAUUCUUCUUGCCUGCGGUUUUUUUUUUUGUGUGGCAGGGAGAAUUGUAUCCCCCAAUCUCCUUCCUCAAGAGGUGGAAAAAAAAGCAUAGCUGUAAGGGGAAAAAAACAAAGAGAAUGUUGUUUAUACGGGAUGCUUCCGUGAUUAAAACUUGAAAUAUUUUAAAAGUUUCAUGUUCAAAUUUCAAACUCUACUAUAGAACUUGAUAUGUGCCAGUUUUUAUACAUGCGAUUUCCAGUAAAAAUAACCAAUUUGUAGAUAAAAGAUCUAAAUAAUGACACAUAAUUGAUGUCGACUCGUAGAAUUUCCUAACCAGGAUCCUUUAAAAUAAGAACUUAUCGUUAGAUGAUUGAACUUGGAUUUACAAA
Populus euphratica (Euphrates poplar) is the source of this 1075-nucleotide messenger RNA. RefSeq lists its product as uncharacterized. Bases 464 to 862 code for a protein of 132 amino acids. The transcript is spliced from 6 exons. Lineage: Eukaryota; Viridiplantae; Streptophyta; Magnoliopsida; Malpighiales; Salicaceae. The record is from RefSeq and is a predicted model, not a curated record.